Molecule: messenger RNA, 2043 nt
Organism: Suillus clintonianus
Lineage: Eukaryota; Fungi; Basidiomycota; Agaricomycetes; Boletales; Suillaceae
Exons: 5
Coding region: 1-2043 (680 amino acids)
Source: RefSeq, a predicted model, not a curated record
AUGGACGUCAGGACUCCAUUCCCAGCUCUUGAUCUAAGCCAUCACCCCGAAUUGCAGGACCUUUCAUACAUUGCUCUGACACGCUUCCUUCGCUGUGCGAGCAUGAUCAAGGACGAUAUACUCCUCCCUCAGCCUCACGGUGUUCCUGUCACCACUGCCCCUGAUGUUCUACCUCCGGGAAUCACCAAUUUUUUUAGCAGAUCCUUUGAUAUAUCCUGUGACGCAGUUGAUAUGCUGUGGGAUGCAGUCAAACAUGUCGCAUGGACCCUUCCUGCUGACAGUGAGGAACACGAGGCUAUCGAGGCAAUGUUUCAACAUCAUGGCCAGGACCAAGGCAUCUCGGCCUACGUUCUGUAUCCUCCGAUGAAGAUGUGCGUGAACCCAGACUGCAUUGCUGUACAACGUGCAACACCACUGAAAAAGGACGAGCCCCGUCGUGUUGUCAUCUUCACUCAGGCAUUCGGUGUUCGCUGUGCAUGGUCUGUCCAUUUAAAAUGCAGAUUGUGCAAGGUAAAUUACCACAACAAUUACGCCGUUCACGGGACAUCAAGGCAGUAUUAUUCUGGUGUACCGCAAUACAUCCAAAUUGGGGAGCAUCAGUUUGUCGAACUGUUUUUACGAGCUCUCAUUCAUGUUUCUAACCUGUUUCACAGUGUCUCCGCUACCAACUGUGCUCGUCUGUACAACGAGGCACAAGCUCGACACGAAAAUGUCACCCGUGAAUGGCAGUUUAGCACGACUGUCACGACCGAGGAAGUAUGGGAUGCGUUCACUGUCUUAGCACUCCUCGACGACCAUCAGCUUCAGAACACAAGACUUUGCGUGCCCCAUGGCAAUUCUCAGAGUGCUCGCUACACUGCUGCUAUGCGUGCCCGAAAUGAGAGGAUUAUUACUGAAGGCCAAGACGAGCUCCCACAUGCGUGCUAUGGAUGCAUGCACCUCUUUUCCAUGCCUGAUGGCACCACACGCUAUGCCGAGGUCGUUGUCACUGAUGGCAUCACCGUCGGACGGCCAUGUUGUGCCGUGCCACACUGCAAAAAUGCCCUUGCCAGCACUCGCAAUCGCUUUUGUUUGGCCGACCCCAGUCAUGGCCAGCUCGAAAUGAUAUGUGCCGUUGAUGGGUGUGACCAACCUGUUAGCUGUCGUGGUCAAAGUGAUAAGCUGCGCAAAACCUGCAGUGACCCGCUCCACAUGAAGAUGGAGGAUGCGAAAGCAGUGCUCUCACGGAGUGGAAAGAGCAAGACCCAGAGGAUGAAGACUGCUAAGCUGAAUGACGCACUCGCAGCUUCGUCCCACGAUCAUCCAGAAGAUGAUUUGCCCGUUGAAGACUUUGAUGAAUGGUACGAGCACGACGAGUCAACUGGCAAUGUGCGCCUCAAGCAGGCAUCUGUGGCCUUGUCGACGGGAGUCGUCGACAUCAAUCCUUCACCCACGCAGAACGAACCACGUCACGAUCUUGAAGCAUGCCCAAGCAAGGACGAUGUCCCGAAGCUCAAGGCGAUUUUUUUCCGGAAGCGAACCAACAAUGAGCAGCUGUUUGUGCGUCCUUGUGGCAUUAUCUCAGGACGAGGUACUAUGUACCAUCACGAAGCCGUGUCGAAUGUCUUGAUCUUGUUUGAGAAGACAUUCUCUCUUCCACGAGCACGAAAACCCCAGCAUCUCAUAUACGAUUCCAAUUGCAACGCUCUGCGUGAGGUCGAGAGCAGGAAGAUGGAGUUCUUCGAGGGGAUUGGAAUGUGUGUAGACGCUUUCCACCACACGACGAAACACAAGGCUAGUGAUAAGUUUUGCCAGGAGCGCUGCAGCAUGAAAGCCUACCCCGAGCUGCUUGAUGAAGACGGCAAAUAUUACUUCAACUCCUCGAUCGCGGAGCAGACAAACGUCUGGUUUGGUGGGUUUCAUAAUAUGUGCCGUGAGAUGACACCAAUCAAGUAUGACUUCUUCCUUGAUGAAAUGAUACUGCGACGCAAUCGUGCUACCAUCAUCAAUCUACGUAAACAGGGUAAACAGCCCCAUCAUCCUCGCCUCUCUUCCUUGUUGUAG